AUGGUCGCCAAAAUCGUAGUAUUGGCUCGUGCUCUCGGUGUGCACAUACACGCGAGUGAAGUUCGGGUGGAGCCGUUCAUUCCACAUAGCGUGCUUAGCACUAUCGCGUGGUCUCUCGACGUGGAUGUGGGCGACAUUGUCACUGGACUUGAGGCGUACGACGAGGAAUUCCGAAAGAAGUUCUACUUGCCAGCUGUGUCGGAGGGCAAACGUCUUCACUACGUUGCCUCGAUCGACUUGGCUGAAUUCCCAUCGAUCCAAGCCACGAUUCGGCCUCUGCUUGUCAGCGAAGCUCACCCAGUGUUUUACACCAAGGACAAUGAAAUCGCUCUUGGUGUCUCCUCCAUGCAGUACCCGAAUCCACUAGUUCUCAAGGGCUCUGGGACGGGUGCUCCCGCUAGUGCUACUGGCGUCCUCCGUGACGUCCUUACAAUUCUCCAUUCGCUCAGUGGGAAGAAUGUCCACGUUUAA
Peronospora matthiolae is the source of this 471-nucleotide messenger RNA. The record is from the annotation of a GenBank genome assembly. Lineage: Eukaryota; Oomycota; Peronosporomycetes; Peronosporales; Peronosporaceae.